This is a messenger RNA of Pelmatolapia mariae (spotted tilapia), 2367 nucleotides long. Its product is annotated as toll-like receptor 2. The coding region runs from base 4 to 2367 and encodes 787 amino acids. The transcript has a single exon. Gene Ontology annotation, molecular function: protein binding; triacyl lipopeptide binding; transmembrane signaling receptor activity. Gene Ontology annotation, cellular component: plasma membrane. Lineage: Eukaryota; Metazoa; Chordata; Actinopteri; Cichliformes; Cichlidae. The record is from RefSeq and is a predicted model, not a curated record. Gene Ontology annotation, biological process: inflammatory response; immune response; toll-like receptor signaling pathway.
GUCAUGAAGUUUCUCGUGUUUGUCCUGUUAGUAUCUCAGUGCUCGUCACUCACCAGUCAACAGUGUCACCACUGUGAACAAACAUCCUGCGACUGCUCGAGCCAAAACCUUCGAGAAGUCCCUGCAGCCGCUUCAAAACUCAUCACUGAGCUCGAUCUCUCUUUAAACGCACUGGAGACGAUAAUGAAAGAUGACUUUCUUUCAUAUGCCGCUUUGAGGGCUUUGUUCGUGAAUAACAACAGAAUCAAAACCAUCCAUGAAGACGCAUUUCACCCACUGAUUCAUUUGGAGAAACUGGACUUGUCCUCAAACCAGUUGGAGACUUUGUCUUCUGGUUGGUUUCAGAACCUGAUUUCUCUCCACUACUUGAAUCUUUUGGGAAACAAAUAUUCAACACUUGGUCAGGGAAACCUUUUCCUGCCACUGAGGAGCUUGAAGACCCUCCAUUUUGGAGGACCUUUCCUUCAGUCUGUCAGUAAAAGGGAUUUUUCUGGCCUUUUUGGUCUUGAGGAACUUGUUUUUGAAGGAAAUGAUCUGCAAGUCUAUGAAAACGGAAGUUUGAGACAAAUUGGACCCAUUAGCCAUGUAACACUUAGUCUCAAUGGAGUAUUUCAGAGAGAUUUAAGAGUAGUACUAGCUAUAUUGUUAGACGUUGUUCAUCCAAACACAACAGUGACAUUCACUGACACACAGUUCAACAAAAGUUUGCAAAUGUUCCCAGUUCAUGUGGUCAUCAAGCGUGGUGCUACAGCUCUUAGUUUUAAAAAUGUGAACAUGUCUGUGUCAGCUUGUGUACAACUUGCAAAUUUUUUGUCGGGCUCUGAACUCACCAGUGUUGCCAUUGAAAAUUCACAGUUCUUUGAAGAUGAAGAGGAAGUCUUUCUUGUUGACAUAAACCUGAAAGGCUUGGAGGUCAUUUUUCUCAGAAACAUUGAUAUUGUUUGGUUCUACCGUUUUCCUGAACUCAGUUUUAUGCAAAAUAUACUGACUGUAGUAAGAAGGGCAUCUGUGAUAAACUCCAAGGUGUUUGCCAUUCCUUGCCAAUCCACUAUUCAUUUCACAAACCUGGAGUUUUUCGACAUCAGUGACAACACAGUCGCGGAUCGUGCAUUUAUGGAAAUGAUGUGUUAUGGAAAAGAGGAUGUCCUUCUAAAUCUCCACACACUCAACAUCAGCAGAAAUCGUUUGUUUUUAAUCAACAGUGAACUCUUCACUAAACUAGAAAAGCUGGAAAACCUCGACAUGAGUGGAAACUCAUUUGGCAGCAUGCCUUUGACUUGUUCCUGGCCAACAAGUCUCAAGUUCUUAAACCUUUCGUCAACUUCUCUUCCUGAGGUGACAUCCUGCCUACCACAGAGCCUACAGAUCCUUGAUUUAUCCAGAAAUAAACUGACUGUCUUUAACAUUGAGUUGCCGCUUCUCAAAGAGCUGUACAUCUCUGGCAACAAGCUUGGAAAUCUCCCUGACGGCCAUCUAUAUGUCAGCCUCGCAGUUCUCUCCAUUCAAGACAACAACUUGGCCAAAUUCAGCAGUAAAAACCUGCAUGAUUACCAGAGCCUGAGGGUCCUGGAAGCUGCUGGCAACCCUUACGUCUGUUCAUGUGACUUUGUAGGUUUCGUGACAAAUGACUUGAUGAACCACAAAACUGUAGUUAGAGGCGACUUAAAGUCUUACACCUGUGACUCUCCCGAUGCAGUGAGGGGGGAGAGAGUAUCAGACGUGAAGCCAUCAGUGUUUGAGUGCCACACAGCUUUAUCGAUUUCUUUGCUCUGCUUAGGCAUCCUGGUGCUGUGUGUGCUCAUUGCAGGUCUGUGUUAUAAGUUCAGCGUUGUGUGGUACAUGAAGAUGACCUGGGCAUGGCUAAAAGCAAAGAGAAAGCCAAAGUUGAAGAAGGGAGUGCUCCAGUACGAUGCCUUUGUGUCCUACAGUGAAAUGGACUCAGGCUGGGUGGAGGCGCACCUGAUCCCGGCCCUGGAGCAGUCGGAACCGCCCCUCCGACUCUGCCUCCACAAGAGAGACUUUGUUCCUGGAGGAUGGAUCGUAGACAACAUCAUGGACGCUAUAGAGAAGAGUCACAGAACGCUCUUCGUCCUCUCCCAGAACUUUGUCAGAAGCGAGUGGUGCAAGUACGAGCUUGACUACACCCAUUUUAGAUUGUUUGAUCAAAACGAUGACGCAGUUGUGCUGAUUCUACUGGAGCCCAUUGACAAAAAUAACAUCCCCAAAAAGUUCAUCAGGCUGCGGAAAGUGAUGAACUCCAGGACUUACCUGGAGUGGCCUGAUGAUGAAGAUCAGAUCCCAGCGUUCUGGCAAAGUCUGAGAACAGCGAUCGAAACACCUGAAAUUUACAAUACAAACAAUCUAUAA